This is a messenger RNA of Corylus avellana, 844 nucleotides long. RefSeq lists its product as uncharacterized. The record is from RefSeq and is a predicted model, not a curated record. NCBI's taxonomy places the organism in Eukaryota, Viridiplantae, Streptophyta, Magnoliopsida, Fagales, Betulaceae.
CAUUGCCAUUGCCAUCCUAUCUUCAAAGCACUUCACCUUCAUCGAUCCAUCUCUCAGCUCUCACUCUUUGCUUCCAUGGCGUUCCCUAAGUUGAUCACAGCUCUUCUCCUUGUAUUGGCUUUUGCCAGAUUUGAGCCUUCAACCUGCCAAGUUGUCAAGGCCAAGGUCUCUUGCCUCGACUGCAAACACAAUGAUGCCUUCUCUGGCAUUAAGGUUGGAGUGAAGUGUGAUGGGGUGAAAAAGUUGGCUGUGGCAGACACAGAAUAUGAUGGGUCCUUUGAAGUGGAGCUUCCAUCAAAAACAUCUCCACUGAAUUGCCAUGCGAAGCUUCUUGGGGGUCCAAUCCAGCUCUAUGCCUCAGGGAAAAAUGUGAUAACAAAAAUUAUAAAGAGUAAUAGUGAUGAUGAGGAGACCAACUCCUACACCAUCUCCACUCCCCUAAGCUAUUCAACAUCUUGCCCGACAGCAGAUCAUGCGAAAUGCAGGGCCGUGAACAAGUUUGGUUCUUCCAAGACUGUCGACCUGCCUCUACCAAGGGAGUGGGGCUUAGCACCAUCAAGCUAUUAUGUUCCUUUUGUUCCCAUCAUCGGCAUACCUUGAUUAUCUAUCUCCACUCUCUUGGUAGCAAUAUAUAUAUAUAUAUAUAUAUACUCUGUUAGGAGAAAGGCUAUAUAUACAAUAACCUAUAGUGCAUCUUAUAUCUUUCUUCUUCUUCUUCUUCUUCUGUUUCUCGUUCUUUUUCCUUUUAAUUUAAGAAGUUGGUUUGUGCUAAUGUAAGUUAUUUUCAGUCCUUGUAAGAAGUUGGCUUGUGAUAAUGUAACGUAUUAUAUGCUAUAUUUCUCUC